AUGCAAACCAAACUCAUAAAUGGGACCUACUCAUCGAUCAUGAACAAACAGGAUCUGCUCAGGGAAGUCGUUGUCAAGUACAUCGAUUACUUCUACCCGGUCGCGUCGGGUACCAGCGCCGUGGCGAUCGACAACAAGAUCGAGCAAGCUAUGGAUCUGGUUAAGAGCCACUUGAUGUUCGCGGUGCGCGAGGAGGUUGAGGUGCUCAAGGAGCGCAUCGCCGAACUGAUGGAGAGGAUCAACCAGCUCGAGGUUGAGAACACAUACCUGAGGGCGCACGCCAGCCAGGACACGCUCGCCCAGCUGCCCGCCGCCGGCGUGAAGCCGCCGCCGCAGCCGCAGGGCCCCCAGCCGCCCGUCUCG
Molecule: messenger RNA, 363 nt
Organism: Iphiclides podalirius (scarce swallowtail)
Lineage: Eukaryota; Metazoa; Arthropoda; Insecta; Lepidoptera; Papilionidae
Source: the annotation of a GenBank genome assembly